CACGAGGCGAGGCGACGACCCGAACCUCUUGACUCUUUGGCUGGCACCCCUCCCUCCCUCUCUACAACCACAUAACGUGCGUCUCUGUAUACCACGUACUUCACACGUACGCAGUCGCACAGCAGUGCCGCGCUGCCUUGGUAUGGGGUACCACUCCGUACAAAGUAAAACGUUUACAAACGUGACUACUCCGUACAUAGUACGCUAUUGUACCUUACCUGCGACCUACGGGAACCCACAACCUUGCGCGGAUUGCACGGCAAAACCCACCGCUCAGUGGCUACAACAGCCAUCGCAAAGCCUCACACCUCGGGCCUUGACUGUCGCCCACAGACUGGCCUGUUCCCGCUCUCUGGCGUCUUUUUUAUUUAUUUUCUUCUUCUUCUUCUUCUUCUUCUUCUUCUUCUUCUUCUUCUUGACUUUGACCCCGUCAUCCUCAACCCGUCAAAAGACAUCCACCAACCCAGCCUUUCCUGCCAAUCUACCGCCGUGCCAAGGCCUUUUCGUCCUUUGUUCCUGGCAGGAUUACACCUUGAACCCACGGACUGUCGACAGGCUUCCCAGCCAGUUAGCCAGCCAUAAUCGGUACCUUGCGUCUAACCCUGGGCCCCCCCGGUCACAUCAGCUCCGCCAACCAACCACCGCUCCCUCGUCACGAAGUACACUACGAAUACACUAUCCGCACACUACGCUACGCCUCCUGGGCUCACCUCCAUGUUCCCUCCUCCCUUCGCAGGCAGACAGACCGACCGACCAUCCCGUCGCUUCUCGUAUCUACCCUUCUACCGAGCGCAUUACCAAUACACUAGACUGCAAUACGCCACUCCCGACGCUGUCCUCCGUUUUCACAUUCUCGCGCGCAAAACCGUCGUUCGUCUAGCUUUCCCCCCGAUCGCAGACGGAGCAGCACCGCCAUUUCCCACCGUCCCGACUGGUCUCUCUUCCCGCCGCUUGUUGCCAGCCUCU
Colletotrichum navitas is the source of this 966-nucleotide messenger RNA. RefSeq lists its product as uncharacterized. The record is from RefSeq and is a predicted model, not a curated record. The transcript has a single exon. NCBI's taxonomy places the organism in Eukaryota, Fungi, Ascomycota, Sordariomycetes, Glomerellales, Glomerellaceae. The coding region runs from base 143 to 880 and encodes 245 amino acids.